AGACUUUUCAGCGCAGGGCAGUAGACCUGUCUCACGUCGUGCCAUGGCAGAUGUUGGCGCGCCAGCCGUGCGCCAGGCAGAUGGCAAGGAUGGAGACGACCAGGUCGAGACCGACGACGCGGACCCCGUGGCGGGUCCGCGGGACCCGGGCGAGGUCGGCAUAGCGUUGGAGGUCGAGACACCACGCCCCAAGAUGACGAAGGCACUUUCGGAGCGCACCUCCUAUACCCGGCGCUCAGUCGUGACGAAUGAGUUUCGGGUGAAUAUGGUGAAUGUACAUGCAGAUUUUCACAAGGUCGACAAGGUCGUUGAACCUCGAUUUGGCGGCUGGAGGGACCAGGUCCACUACGUGCUAGAGAGUCAUCGCAUGGUGAAUCUGAUGACUUUGACCAUUUUGGUGGAUGCCAUAUGCGCUUUGAUCGCCACAGAUGCGCGGGCCAUGCACGUUCAUCCACCGCUCUACAUCGAUUUCCUCUCGGAAGCGUGCUUAGGGGUUUACACCCUGGAGUUGGUCGCAAUCUUUGCCCUGCAUGGCAAGAAAGCCCUAGAAAGUAGAGCCGUGCUCUUCGAUAUCUUCACCAUUUCUUGUAGCUACUUGGAUUGCAUCUUCCAGCUGUUCGACGCUUUCGGCCACACCUUGCCUCACGAAUUCCUUUUUCUCCGCGACUUGCGGCUGUUGCGCGUGAUCCGGGUGAUGCGCGUGGCGCGCAUCAUCCAGCGGAUGCAGUCCUUGAAGGAGCUCCGGAAACUGGUGUCAAUGAUGGCAACCUGCAUGAAGACCCUAGGUUGGUCCUUUGCCUUUUGCUUCGCCUUCAUGACCUUUUGGGCCAUGAUGCUGGUUGAAUUCGUACACCCCUUGCUGGUGCAGAUGCAGCAGGAUAAGAUCUUGGACUGUCCAGACUGUGUGAAGUCCACUUCGUCCAUUAUGGAUGCAAACCUCUUGUUGUUCAAGACGGUCAUUGCUGGCGACGCGUGGGGACGGGUUGCUGUGCCCGUGAUCGAGUAUGUCCCACUAACGGCGAUCGUGUUCUGCGGCUCGCUCAUGACCACCGUGUUCGGAGUUUUGAACAUGGUCAUUGCAGUUGUAGUGGAUUCUUUCGCGGAAACUCGCCAGAAGGAUGUGCUGAACCUGGCGCAAGAGCUGGAGUAUGAGCAUGAGAAAGACAAGAAGAGGGUGGAGAAUAUGUUCAACCGUUUGGACGUCGAGGACAAAGGUGAUUUGACCUUGCAAGAUUUGGUGAAGGGAGCUCAGACCGAUCCAGAGUUUCAGUCUCGCCUGCGGGUCAUGGAUAUCGACCAAGCGGACUUGCAGCAACUCUUUGAAAUGAUUGACGCGGAUGGUUCGGGAGCCAUCAGCAAGGAGGAGUUCAUCCGGCCACUCACGCGGUGGAUCCACGAGUCCAAGACGGCGCCACGCUUUGUGAAGUACAACGUGGAUCGCAGCUUGCAGGCUCAGGAAGAGAUCUUGAAGCAAAGCCAGGAGCAGUUCUGCAUCUUGGCCUCUCGCUUGGAUGAGCUGUGCCAGGAGUUAUUGCCCAAGACCAACCUUGUAGAUUGGCAAUCCUCCAUUCAGUUGGCCCCGGACUACAUCCCUCGCAGUAUCAUGGCGCCACCCAAAACACUGAGCAGGGCAGCGAAUCCUCUCGAGGCAGCGAAUCCUCUCGAGGCAGCGAAUCCUCUCGAGGUGUUGGAAGCCUCCAUGGAGGAUGUGGAACAGCCUAAGGAUUCCAUGAGUCCGACACUUGAAAGACCUUUUUUGUGGAACGGUGACCACCGGCCUGGUGAAUUCGGACGGGAAUGGUGCUGAAGGCCUGACCCUUUGGCUCCAUGAAUAGUUCCAAUAGACAUUCACAUGUCGUGUUUUGGAACGGCAUCCGCGAGGCCCCAAGGGGGUGUGAAAUGAACGGAGCUCUUGACGCCCACUGGGUGCUGGCACAUCCGAUCCCGGUCGAAGGGAGCCUGGAAGCAUUCUGAUUUGAUUGACGACGUGACACGUGGCUUACCGCAGUGCAAUGCCCAUUUUCUGUGAAUCCUCCACAUAUACCAGGUACUGUAUCGAGACCUGAAUACACCUGGUAGAGAUGGUGGGAAAAGCCAAGUCUGCAAAUAUGUUUUGCCGGUUGGCAGGGCGUAUUUGCUUCGCGAGGGAUGCAUGUGUUGGAAUUGAGUUUAUGUGUGCUGGUUGCUAUACCAGAGUUUUGUCAUCUCUGGGUGUUUGCUGUUUCAUGCUGCCUUACUUUGGAUACCUGCUACUGAAAGCUGUG
This is a messenger RNA of Durusdinium trenchii, 2264 nucleotides long. The record is from the annotation of a GenBank genome assembly. NCBI's taxonomy places the organism in Eukaryota, Dinophyceae, Suessiales, Symbiodiniaceae.